UGUCCCCGUCCACCAUCCCGCACCCCCAACACUCUUCAGUGAAGUAUUUACUCUACGACAACAGCUGGGUCAAUUGACGACGCGGGCCAAUCGGAUCCGGGGCUGUUAUCGUUGGCAGGAAGAAAAAAAAAAAAAACUGACAGUCGCCAUGAUACAGCAGCAGCAGCGGAAGCGAGUGAAGUAGCUAGAAAACAAAAGAGAACACGCAGUCGUCCUCGCUAUCUGGUAUGCUCUUGCAGUACAGGAAUGCCCAAGGAAAAAUAUGACCCGCCAGACCCUAGGCGGAUGUAUACAAUUAUGUCGACCGAGGAGGCAGCCAACGGGAAGAAGUCAUACUGGGGUGAACUUGAAAUCAGUGGUCGAGUACGAAGCCUCAGUACAGCCCUGUGGUCUCUGACCCACCUCACUGCCCUGCACCUCAGUGACAACUCCUUGUCACGUAUCCCGCCAGACAUUGCCAAACUACACAACCUGGUUUACCUGGAUCUGUCGUCCAACAAAAUCAGGAGCCUGCCGACAGAGCUCGGAAACAUGGUGUCGCUCAGGGAACUUCUUUUAAAUAACAACCAGUUGCGGGUCCUGCCUUUUGAAUUGGGGAAACUGUUCCAGUUACAAACGUUAGGGUUGAAGGGAAACCCACUAGCACAAGAGAUCAUGAGCCUCUACCAGGAACCGGAUGGCACCCGCAGACUGCUGAACUACCUGUUGGACAACCUGGCAGGAGCCAUUAAGAGACAACCAACAGAGCAGCCUCCCGCAAGGCAAUGGAUCGCCCUGAACGAGCCGGACCGGACACGAGCCUCAGCGUUGUUCUCGGUGAUGUGCUACAACGUGCUCUGUGACAAGUACGCCACGCGGCAGCUGUACGGCUACUGUCCCUCCUGGGCCCUGAACUGGGAGUACAGGAAGAAGUCCAUCAUGCAGGAGAUCCUGACGUGCAACGCAGACAUCAUCAGCCUGCAGGAAGUGGAGACGGAGCAGUACUACAGCUUCUUCCUGCCGGAGCUGAAGGAGCAGGGCUACGAGGGGUUCUUCAGCCCCAAGUCGCGGGCCAGGACCAUGUCCGAGUCGGACCGCAAACACGUCGACGGAUGUGCGGUCUUCUACAAGACAGAGAAGUUCAGCGUGGUGCAGAAGCACACGGUGGAGUUCAACCAGCUGGCCAUGGCCAACUCAGAGGGCUCGGAGGCCAUGCUGAACCGGGUCAUGACCAAGGACAACAUCGGCGUGGCUGUCCUGCUGGAGGUCCGCAAGGAGAUGAUGGAGCAGUCCUCUGGAAAGGCGCUCCACGGCAUGGAGAAGCAGCUGCUGCUGGUGGCCAACGCCCACAUGCACUGGGACCCCGAGUUCUCCGACGUCAAGCUGGUGCAGACCAUGAUGUUCCUGUCGGAGGUGAAGAACAUCGUGGACAAGGCCACGCGCAGCCUCAAGCUCUCCUCGGUGUCGGGCGAGACCAACGCCAUCCCACUGGUGCUGUGCGCUGACCUCAACUCCCUGCCCGACUCCGGUGUGGUGGAGUACCUCAGCACCGGCGGCGUGGACUGCACCCACAAGGACUUCAAGGAGCUGCGCUACAGCGACAGCCUGACCAACUUCAACUGCAACGGCAAGAACCCCACGUCCAACGGCCGCAUCACGCACGGCUUCAAGCUGAAGAGCACCUACGAGGAGGGCCUGAUGCCCUACACCAACUACACCUACGACUUCAAGGGUGUCAUCGACUACAUCUUCUACUCCCGGCCCAGCCUCAACGUGCUGGGCGUCCUGGGGCCGCUGGACCCCCACUGGCUGGAGAACAAUAUCAGUGGCUGCCCGCACCCCCACAUUCCCUCCGACCACUUCUCCCUGUUCGCACACCUGGAGCUCCUGCUGCCCAACCUGCCCCCCCAGGUCAACGGUCUGCACCUGGGCGCUCGCAGGUAGUGAGUCCCCCCCCCCACCAGCUCUGGUCCCCCUACUGCAGGAGGAGGAGGGCGCUGUGAGAUGGACCGCGGGGGCGGGCCCACAGGGAUUUCGUAUGAUGUAAUAGAUAUUCUAUAUUUUCCUUUUUUCCUUUUAUUUUUAUUUGUGGAACUGCUCGAGUCAAUCCUGUGUUCUGUGUUCUCUUGUUUCGGACUCCUCUGCUCCACUGCUCCCCCCCCCCCCCCCCCCAGCUUGCUUUACCCCAGCGCGGGGGAUGGGGGGCGCUCAGAGGGCCAGCGGGGGUCGUUGGGUCAGAGGGGGGCGCGGGGGCGGGACAUUCACGCUUUAGUUUUUAAUUCAGACUCCGACUGUGGCGGCGCAGGGCUAGGGGUCCGUCUGUCUGUCUGUCCCUGUACAAACCUGACACCAGCAAAGACGGCAGACGCGUCCGUACGUCGGACGUCCUGACAUGAGCUGCUGCUCGCCCUCUCCCCGGCCGCCCCCCCCCCCCUCUGCUCCAGGAGUCCUUGAAGACGGGGGUGGGGGUGGGGUCAGGGGUCGGAGGGUGGGGCUGCCGGUUGUGUUGAGUGGCGAUUGGACGAGGUGCGGUCCUUGAAGCAAUCGAGAUAUCCCCCCCCCCCCUCCCCCAGUGGUGCUGAGGCCUUCUGUGGGCACGGACUGCCAUGGUGCUAACAGUCAGGCUCCGCCUCUAGCCGGCAGCCCCCCCCACCGUCGCCUAGACAACCAGGCAGCUCCCCCUCUGUCGGGCCAGCAGGCAGCUGGCGGCGGGCCGAGCGCAGACCUCCACCUCACAGCACAGCGUGGCGUAGCCCCCCAGGCUGCUAGGGACCCUUUAAUAUCACCGAGCUCAUGGGGCACCCCUGUAGCCGCGGGGCGGGGGCUGACACUUUCAGUAUUCACCUGCCCCCCCAGAGCGGGGAGUCUCGCUGAACAGGAGGCAGACUAGCGUGUCUGGACUCAGACCCCGUACACACAUGUCAUUUGCAGGCAGAUCUGUAGCACUGUCUCAAGGCCAGUACCGCCCCAGCCAUGCACGCACUCUGCAGUGUUUGUACAGAAUAGAACUCUAGAUUCAGUCUUUACAUGAUUGUAUAUGAACCACAAAAGACCUGUUUUUUGGCGUUUUUUUUGUACGAAGAGUAAAUUAUGAUCCAGAUUUGAGAAAAAAAAGAUUGUAUUGUAAACUAUGGCUAAAUUUUUAUCCAGUUAAGAUGAAUUGAUCUUACCAGCUUGUACAAAAGACUUAAGAGGAGGUUGUUCACGGCAUUCACCUGUCCCCACUUUGCACUCCCCCCCCCCCCCCCCCCGCUAUACUAACCUGAUGGCUGCUCUGGUUCUUAAGGUCGCCCCCUCACCCCUUCAUUCGGACGGCAUGUAUUGCUGAGAUUGUAAAUAGACCGCGGCGUAACGGUCGCCGCGCUCCACAAGUCCAGAGGCACUGCCAGCUGGUGACCCCCCCCUUAUGGUCGCAUGGUGCAAGACCCCGCCACGCCCCAGCAGCUCCAUGACCACAGGGGGCGUACCACCGGAGCGUCGUGCCUCACUGGAGCAGUGCUCCUCGUCUUGCACUGCCCCCCUGCUGGUGAACGCCUGAACAACCUUUUCUCUUAUUUUUAAAUACUGUCGAGACAUUGUGAAGAUUAUGUGGUUGUUUGUUUUGUCUUUUUUAAUGAGCUGUGACAAUGCUAUGAUGUGUACCCGCCCCUCCUUUAAGUUGAACUCCUUAGUAAUCAGGUAUGCUAUAUAUAGACCCUCCCUCAUAGUGUCCACCCGCUGUCCCUUGGCUCGGCUCCCCGGUCCCUCACCCCCCCUCUGGGACUCUGGUCCCCCCCCAGCCCCCAGCCUGGCCCAUCGGGCCCCUGGCCCGUGCGUUGCCCUGGUUCUCCAUCAGCCCUCGACCCCAGGCCCACUGUAAUUGUUUUGCCCCUGGUUCAACCACUCUGUACAGCCCCCCCCCUCCCGUAUCUCAGUUCUAGUGCCAUCGCCAUAGUCCUGUUGCUCUGCUGGAGGCCCCCCCAGGUCUAAGGAUGAGGCAGUCGGUGUGUCAGGUCGUCCCCCCCCCCCGUUAGGCCCGCCCCCGGGAGCUCUGUAGUCAGGUUUCCGGUCGGAACGCUGGAGCUCCCCCCACGAGGCUCCGCCCACAAGGCUCCGCCCACGAGGCUCCGCCCACGAGGCUCCGCCCACGGGGCUCCCCCCACGGGGCUCCCCCCACGAGGCUCCCCCCACGAGGCUCCGCCCACAAGGCUCCGCCUCCGUCGUUGUUCUCAGUGUGCACCGUUGGAACCGAGCACUUGGCUUCAGAUACUGCUUUAGACCCCCCCCCCCCUCUGUGAGUUUGGACACAUUUUAGUGAUUAUUGAUCACGCCACUUUUUUAAAAAUGUAUAUUUUGACAUCUGUCAGGGGGACAACGAGUAGAGAAGUUCAGACUUAAUAGUAAAGUUGAGUUUUCUUGUCAAUUUAGUUUGCCCCACGUUUUUAUUUUACUUGUUUUCGAUUGAAUGGUGUCCAGCCUGAUUUUAUUUUAUUUCUGAAUUGCAUUAGUAUUGUAGUAGAUUUAAAGACUAGCUUUUUGUAAAGUGUGAAUAAAAGAUGUAUCUCAUGUUUCCUUUCUAAAAGAUGUGUUGUGUAAAUCCUGAACUCUAUGGUGUUAUGGUGGCCACGUUCUGUCCCUUAAUCCUCUUGAUUUCCCCCUGGCGUUGCAAACCAAAUCCUGUGUUAACCCUGGUGGGAAAGGUCUCAUGAAAUUAGUAGUUGAGGAAUUGAACACUUCUGAAGUCUCGCGCAGAUGGAUUUGAUAGUGAGAGGUGCCGAGUACCAUUGUUUAUUGGUAAGAAUGUUUUUUUUAAUCACGGGAUAUUCAAGUUUUACGUUUUGAAUUUCAGCUUUAUGUGGGAUGUUUCGUGACUCUAGCCAUGUUCUUAGGAUAGGGCAGGUGAUUUGUGGCAGUCUGGCCGGUAUGGGAAAUGUUUUUAGUUCUAGACUGGUCCUGUGAUUUUUGAGUAGCAUACUAGUCCCAUCUCACUUUGUACCGUGUGCAUCACAGUGGAUAACUGUUACGCUAGCAAGCUAUAGAUAGUUAUAGUUCUUUUGGUCGUGGCCCCACGUCGUCUGGCUUGUGACGGGCGAACAGGGUUGCGGUCCCUCGUCUUCAGUGUGUAGGAACACUGGGUUGGAUCUGCACUUUGUCACUGUGGGUCGGAGCACGCUGAAGUUGGCUCUUCUCUUUUUCGCCAGGCUGAAUCUUGUUUUAACUUGUGUUUUUCCGUUUCGAUGUUGUACACCAAAGCUGCUUGUGUUUAAGUUUUUAAGAUUUAGAGCAAGACCCCCUCCCCCCCUCCCCUAGUGUUAUUGAUGCAGGGCGGGUACCCAGGGCAGAUGCUGCCGUUCCCUUGGUAACGGUCACGCGUUGCAUCCACGUGCGGCCAUCCUUCAGUGGAGCGGUGGAUUCAGUAGUUCUCCUGAAACUUGGCAAUAAUACCGUAGACGUUUUUAUUUUUUAACCUGGAAGCCCACGGCUUGUUGCCCUCUUCAUUUCUAUUUUGUGGAUCCGCAGCACGCCUGCGGUUGGGCCGUCCGUCCGCCGACCCCCAGUGGGACGUCUCCGUUCGUUUCUCCUCAUUUUGUAUAUUUACUCGCCCACCCUGCCGAUCGAUCGUGAUAGUUGUUCAAUAAUCAGGAUUGUCUAUCUUUUAGUCAAAUGAGUACAUAUAUUGAUCUGUGUCACUGUGUUAAUACACUGGACCAACAAUUGUUUACCAUUCAUAAAAUACCAGCAAAAUAUUACGAAUAAUAACCUGGAGGAAAAAAAACCACACAUGCACAAUGUUGUAGAAUGUCCAUGAACCCAGAUCAGAUAACAAGGCAGCUGUUUUCAAUUCAACACACUGAUAAAAAAAAAAAAGCUGAGUGGUAAACAAUGCUCUUUCUGUUGUACCCCUUUGCUGUCCUCUUGAUAGUUUUCAGACUUUACUUUUCUCUCUGAAUAGAGGUUCUGCUUGGUUUCUUUACACCUAUAUGUAUUUUCCUACUUCUGGUGGAAAUAAAUUCUAUAUUAUCUGUUUUAAACGUGUCACCUCUUCUUUGCAAUGGAUAUUGAAAAUAAAUUCUAUAUCGGUUUUACUUU
Molecule: messenger RNA, 6048 nt
Organism: Gadus macrocephalus (Pacific cod)
Lineage: Eukaryota; Metazoa; Chordata; Actinopteri; Gadiformes; Gadidae
Product: CCR4-NOT transcription complex subunit 6-like
Exons: 12
Coding region: 247-1923 (558 amino acids)
Biological process (GO): nuclear-transcribed mRNA poly(A) tail shortening
Cellular component (GO): nucleus; CCR4-NOT complex; cytoplasm
Molecular function (GO): poly(A)-specific ribonuclease activity; protein binding
Source: RefSeq, a predicted model, not a curated record